Messenger RNA from Harmonia axyridis, 5899 nucleotides. Its product is annotated as putative ATP-dependent RNA helicase TDRD12. The coding region runs from base 165 to 5675 and encodes 1836 amino acids. The transcript is spliced from 18 exons. Lineage: Eukaryota; Metazoa; Arthropoda; Insecta; Coleoptera; Coccinellidae. The record is from RefSeq and is a predicted model, not a curated record. Gene Ontology annotation, molecular function: nucleic acid binding; ATP binding. Gene Ontology annotation, biological process: germ-line stem cell division; transposable element silencing.
CACAGAUCAGUCUUUGAAAUUAGUCUUCUUUGGCUUUCUUUGUGGUACGCGAAGGUUAUGUUAAGUUAAACGUUAAUUUGAAAAAUAUAGUUUUGUUAAAGUGAGAUAUGCGUUUUAUGAAAUCGAAAUUAAAAAAAAUUGUCAAGUCGUGAUUUUAUGAAAAAAUGGAUAUAAAGGAAAUAGAAAUUCCAAUUUUUCUGCAUCCCCACUUAUUUUGGAUAUUUUGGAGGAAAGACAGUAAAAAAAGAAUUCAACUACAAAAUGACCUCGCUAAGGAAUAUUCUGGGAUAGAUCAAAAAUAUGAAGAAUUUAAUAUCGGAGAGAUUGUUGUGGUGAGGAAAAAUCUCAUUUGGAAAAGAGCUGCAAUAGAAAAUAAAGUUGAAGGUAAUACAUAUGAAGUUUGGCUAAUAGAUUAUGGUCAUUUGGAGCACACUAGUACAGUUUAUAAAUUGAAUCCAAAAUUUGACUUGACUAAACUGCCACCUCUUAUUCAUGAAGCUUGUUUAUCGAAUGUUGUUUUCCUGAAUGAGGGUUUAAAUAUUGAAGAUAACUCAAUUGUUCAACAAAAAAAUACUCUUCCAAAUGCUGGAGCCACAAUCAAUGCUCUUCAGUGUAUGGGCGACUACCAGUUAUUCUUCAAAAAAAUUAAAGAAGUCAACAAAACAGUUUUUGGUGAUAUCAUGUACAAGAAAGAUGGUGAAACUUCUUCUUUGUCCAAAGCUCUCAUUGAUAAAAAUCUAAUGAUAGAAGAUCCAGAACUUUUUGCCAAAGUUGAAUUAAUUAGAACAAAUUACAAGGUUUUAUAUUCAGCAGCUUUAAGACAAGCCAGCAAAAAACAUGAGGAUUCCAGGUUUUCUUUUGAUUUAUCGCUAUUAAUGGAUGAAGUUUUCAUGAGAAGUACAUCAAGGGGGAUUUCUCUUGUAAAUAAUAGCCAAUUACAAUCUAGUAAAUCAAAUACUUCACUAAAAGCAAUAUCUAAAAGUGAAAUAAUAAAAAACUUGAGGAAAAAAUCUGAAGAACGAAAAAUGGAAUUGUUAAGCUGUACUGAUUCAGAGAGAGAGGAUAUGCAGGUAGAAGGUGGAAGAACUCCUUCAGUAAAUAUGGAUAAGCAGUUUUCAAAAGCGUCAGUACUGAAGAGAUUGAUAAAUCGUAGAAAAGCGGCUCUGGAAUCUAAAAAUCAAUCCUGUACUGACGAAGUAACUAGUGGUUCAGAAGCAAAUGUUAAUAGAGAUAAUAGCACUUCUGUUGCUUCAAAGUUAGCUGCCUUGAAGCUGAGAACUAGAAAAACACAAGCAAAAGAAGAUCUUAUCGACACUACAGGUGGACAAUCAAAAGGUGAGGUAAUUGAACCAAAGCUACUGAAGUCAGAAAAUGCUAUAUUUAUGCCUGGAGGAAUGAGAUCUAUGCCAAAUAAGAAGAAAAAGUCUAGUGAUGCAUCAUCAAUUUCUGAGAGAAGUGAUUCAGGGAAAUUAAUUACGAAUAAAACAUGUACAUCUAAAAAAGAAUUUGAGGUGAAGGAAGAGAUCAAUAAAAGUACAAAAGCAGAACAUUUCCCCCAUUCAAGAAAUAUAAUGAUUAGAAAACUGGUAGAAAGAACUAAAAAUGUAUUGAGUAAUACAAGUGAUGCUUCCGAUUCAGAUAUGAUAAGAAAUAAAGAAUCUCAAAAGUGUUUCAUUGAAAAAAAUACUUCUAAUAUCCGUGAAAAUGACGCACCUUGUGAAGAAUCAAUAAGUGGAAACAUUACUGAAGAUCCUUUAAUGAACAAAAGAAAUAACAGUAUAGAAUCAAAUACCACUCUUAACUCGGAUCUUGAAAAUAGCAGAAAAAGCUCAGAAGAGCAAAAAAAAGCUGAAACAGAUAGGGAGGGUAUAGAUGAUCCUACUAAACCACAAAAUGCUGUAGAUUCCCAGAUGGUGGUUACUCCAUUUUGCAACUGUAGUCAGUGUAAAUUUUGGACUUCAUCUGAAGGUUGGGAUAUUGGAAACGAAAAUUUUACCGAAGAAGAAAAAUGUAGAAAAAAACAAAUGAGGCCACCUAGUCUUAUGUUGAAGGAACCUAGAGAGGAAGAUAUAAAAUUAGCCUCGGUGGAUUAUAAAUUUAUGACUAAACUUGAGAAGAACGCUAGCUUCAAAAUCUUGGUGCAUGGUCGAUUGAUACCACCAGCUGUUGAUCGGGUGGUCGAAGCUCCUUUUCAUCCUGCCAUUCACAGAACUCUCAGCAAGCUUAAAUACGUCCGAACCAAAAAAAUUCAGUCCUAUAUCUGGCCAGCCAUAACUCGUUCAAUGAAUGUAUUUUAUGUUAACAGAAAAAAAUCUGGAAAGACCUUAGCUUACCUACCCCCUCUUUGCUCUUUUUUGAUAGAAAGAGAAGAAAGAUACAGUGAUUUGAAAAAAGGAGGUCCUAUAGCUAUUGUUCUGGGAAAGACUUCAACUGAAUGUGAGGAGAUCUACGAUUUGGCAAAUAAAUUGGUUGAAGGAGGUGGUCACAACAAACCGAGGAUAUUGUUAGUGACUUAUCCAUUUCAAUUUGUUAACUUGAGUUCGGUAGACAUGCUCAUUACCAUUCCUCCAAUUUUAAUUGAACUAUUGAAAAAAAAUGCUACAAACUUCAAGCGGCUCUGUCAUCUUGUUCUUGAAAAUUUAGAUGUUCUGCUUCUGAAAUACAAUGAUGAAAUGAAAUCCAUCAUUGCAGCAAUUGAAAGUAUGCUGUUACAAAGAACUAUUCGACAGAACGUUCAAAUGAUUAUGAAUGGUGAACAUUGGACAUUGAAAGUUGAGAAAUUUCUUAUAGAUCUAAGAGAUACACCACUAAUAUCUAUAGGGGAUUAUUUAGAAGCUGCUAUUUAUGGAGGAAUCAAAUUAAAGGUCAAGUUGUUAGAAGAGAAGGCCAAAUGUGAUGCUGUUGUUGAUAUAUUGAAGGAUAAAUGGAAAUAUUAUAAAUCAAUAAUAAUAUGCAAUGCGAAUGAGGAAAUAGAAAAAUUGAAGACUGUCUUAGAUUUGGCCAGUAUUACUUACAUACCUAUAACUGAUGACCUUACUACCGAGCAAAUUUAUCAGAAUGAAAGCAAUUGGGAAAGUAAUUGUGCAGGCCAAUAUAAUGUUUUAAUUUGUACUGAUGUAGUCCUACACACAAUGCUGUCUAUUACUAGUGCUUCCCUAAUAAUCCAUUUCUCAUUACCAUCUAAGUGGAGCUUGUGGCUGAAGAGAUUUUAUUGUCUUCUUGAAAAUUAUACAAGCCCUCUUACAAAGAAAAAGGAUAAUUUGAAAUGUGAAGGGUACAUUUUAACAGAUGAGUUGUGUGUGGACCAAAUACCCAGAUUGCUAUUGCUCUUGAAGAACUAUAAUGUUUCUUUAAACCAAUUUGAACCUGUGUGUAAGCAAAUGGAGGUAGAAAAGGAAGAGGUCAAAAUUGCAGCUGAAUUACCAUUGUGCUCUUCUUUAAAACAGUUCGGUUAUUGUCACACCGUUAGUUGUCCUGAUAGACAUCUUCUUGAUCGUGAAUUGGAUUGCAAUUCUUCGUUGCCUCAGAAUGGAACUAUAAAAUUCAAAAUUUUGAAAUUAAUUGAUGUAAAUCACUUGAAAGUUUUCAUUAUAGAGCAUAAAGAUAUUGAAGGAAAGAUAACAAAUUAUAAGUCGCAAAAAGGCCUUGAGGAUGAGAAACUGACGUCAUUAUUGAAAGUAAAGAAAGAAAGAGCUGAAAGCAUCAAGGAAAAAUCGUCUUAUGCAUAUUGGGAUGAAGAAGACUUCAAUGAUAUGUUUCGAGAAUGUUUAGUAGAAAAAAUAAAAAAUGAUGUGGUGGAUAUAUUAGUAAUAGACAAUGGAAAAAGAACAACCGUAAGCAAGAGUAAAAUCUUCAAGUUACCGGAUGAAUUCAACAAGAAAAAUGAUAUAAAUUCUUGUUCAACUAAUGUUAUUAUAGCCAAUUUCAAACCUCCCUACAAAGAUGAAAAUUUUUCGGCAAGAGCUUUUUUCAAACUUAAUGGCUUCAUAGAAGAUAUUGGAUAUAAUGAUAGUAUUUUUGUUUCUAACAUUUGUUUGCAACUUGGUGAUACCAUUUGGGUCAAUACUAUAAGUGAAGAAAUCAAAGUAUUCAACCUAGAUUUGCAAAAAUCAAAUUUAUCUAAGGAAUUAGUUAAACGAAAAUUAGCAGAAAUAAAUCUGGAACAUAUGGAAAAUCUUUAUUCGGAGUGUAAAUCAGCAGGGAUUGUUUUACCAAAAUAUGAUAUUCCCAUUGAGGAGAAGCUCCUUCGAGAACCUCCACAAGAGAAACCACAAUGGGCAUUCUUAGAAAUGAAUGAUUACAACAAGGUUUAUUUCUCAAGCGCAGUUUCCCUAAAUGAAAUAUAUGUCAGAUUAGCGAAAUUCGAUUCUUUACUCAUUAAUUUGGAAAAAGAUAUGACUGAAGUGGCGAUUCGACAAGGAUCCAAGCAAAAUUUUGCUAUAAUUGAAGGAAGGUACUACCUUGCUAAAGAGCCAGUAGAAGAUAGAUACACACGUGUGCUUAUAAUACGCAUCAAAGGUGAUAAUGCACUGUGUUUCUCAGUGGAUUAUGGUGAUGAGGCUGUAGUCCCCUUAAAAGAUAUCAGAUAUCUAUCCAAUUAUUUGAUUAAAAAACUACCUUUCCAAGCUAUUCAAUGCAGAUUAUUUGGUAUCUCGCCUAUAGAAGGUGAUGAUGCAGUGGAUAUUUUAUACAAAAAAUUCACAUUUGAGACCGAUUCAAAGUUCUACAGGACUUUAUAUGCACAAUGUGUACUUUAUGAAAAAGGAGUAAACAAAGGACAAUCAUUUUUCUCAAUUCUGCUCAAGGAUGUGGUUGAAAAACCAAUUUUGUUAAACCAACUAUUUAUAGAUUGUGGUUGGGCCGCCUUAAUUCCUGGUGCUACAAUCAGAGAUUUUGAAGUUUUAUUCACAGAAUCUGAAGAGGAUAGUUAUACAGAAGAAGAAAGUAAUGAUAUAGAAAAAAUUAAGGAAAUCGUCGAAACCUCUAAAUCGAUUUCUUCAAAUCAUAUUGUCCCCAAAAGGCCACUGAAUAAUUUCGAAUACAAGGAAGACAAUGAUGAAUUAGAAUUCUUUUUUGGCUCAGGGGAUGAGGUUGAUAAUUUUAUUGAUUUUAUGAAUAAGAUGAAUAAUACAUCAAAAGAAGUGGAAAGUGAAAGUAAAGUGUGCAAUACACUUCCAGCCAUUGAAGCAGCACCAUUUGAAGUAGAUUAUUUCACACCUGAUGUAUAUUGGUCUCAAACAAAAAAGAAGAUUGAAAUGGUUAUAAGACUUCCUAAUGUGAAAACUUAUAAUGUUAAAGUACUGAAGUCAAAUAUUUUCAAUUUUCAAACUACUGUUGAUGAAAAAAAAUAUGUAGUGAACCUUGUUUUGUACCAAAGUGUUGAAAAGGAGUUUACUCAUAAACUAGGAGGAUUAGAUGUUAAAAUUAUUUUGAAUAAAAACAAAGAGGAAGAAUGGCCCAAAUUAUCUAGAAGUAAAAAUCGACUUCGAAAUGUCCAUUAUUUGCUUAGCAAAGAAGAGUUGGAAGAAGAUGAGGAUGAUGGAAAAUUGUUCUUAGAUUUGGGUAAAGAUCUAGCAGAUAUAUCCGAAAGUGAAUCUGACGAUGCUAUCUUUGAUGUUUAUUCAGACAGAGACAGUGAAUAUGAACUUGAUCUUCCAGAAGAUGUGGAACUGUAAAUACAUCUAGCGUUAAGAAAACAAAUUUUAGUUUUACACUUUUUCAAAUCUUUUUCUAGAAAAUCUUAUUUUUAUACGAAUGAUUACUUUAUUACUUUUCAUAUUAGGACAAAAAAAUUGUUGAAUAUGUUUAUUACGUUUUUAAAUAAUUAUUAAUUGAUAACUAUUCUUGUUUUUUUUUUGGCAAAAGCCAGUGUUGUUGCUCAAUAAAAAUAUUUUAGUAA